Messenger RNA from Pneumocystis carinii B80, 1282 nucleotides. RefSeq lists its product as hypothetical. Bases 47 to 1237 code for a protein of 396 amino acids. NCBI's taxonomy places the organism in Eukaryota, Fungi, Ascomycota, Pneumocystomycetes, Pneumocystales, Pneumocystaceae. Gene Ontology annotation, biological process: protein phosphorylation; signal transduction. Gene Ontology annotation, cellular component: cytoplasm. The record is from RefSeq and is a predicted model, not a curated record. Gene Ontology annotation, molecular function: protein serine/threonine kinase activity; ATP binding; protein serine/threonine/tyrosine kinase activity. The transcript has 8 exons.
AUAAGCAGUACGGGGUUUCUUUUUUAUACUUUGUUUAGACUUGAUUAUGUGUGAAGGAUUGCAAGGAUUAACAUUUAAUCCUUUUAAAAUUAUUAAACAAGAGAAUGUUCAUUAUCCACGAGAUGGAAAAGUACGAGAACUUAACUAUACAUCGUGCAAAAUUGUAGGAAGUGGUUCUUUUGGUGUUGUUUUUCAAACACGCCUAAUUGAUACAAAUGAAGAUGCAGCUAUUAAGCGUGUAUUGCAAGAUAAACGAUUUAAAAAUCGUGAACUUCAAAUUAUGCGUUUAAUUCGUCAUCCUAAUAUUGUUGAUCUUAAGGCAUUUUUUUAUUCGAAUGGUGAACGUAAAGACGAAAUUUAUCUUAAUCUUGUUCUUGAAUACAUUCCAGAAACAGUAUAUCGUGUGUCUCGGAAUUAUGCUAAGAAAAAACAGACAAUGCCUCUUUUUGAUAUUAAGCUUUAUAUUUACCAGCUUUUUCGUUCUCUAGCAUAUAUACAUUCUCAAGAUAUUUGUCAUCGUGAUAUUAAACCGCAGAAUCUUUUACUUAAUCCUGCUAUAGGUGUUCUUAAACUUUGUGAUUUUGGUUCAGCUAAAGUUCUUGUUGCUGGAAAACCUAAUGUUUCAUACAUAUGCUCUCGCUAUUAUCGAGCACCCGAACUUAUUUUUGGUGCAACAAAUUAUACUACUAAAAUAGAUAUUUGGUCUACUGGAUGUGUUCUUGCAGAACUUAUGCUUGGUCAACCUAUUUUUCCUGGUGAAUCGGGUAUUGAUCAACUUGUUGAGAUUAUUAAGGUGUUGGGUACACCAACACGUGAACAAAUUAAAACAAUGAAUCCCAAUUAUAUGGAGCAUAAAUUUCCACAAAUCAAAUCUCGUCCUUUUAAUAGAAUAUUUCGGCGAGAAACACCUAAUGAUGCUAUUGAUUUGGUUUCUCAUCUCUUAGAAUAUAUACCAGGUUCUAGGUUUUCCGCUAUUGAGGCUUUAGCCCAUCCCUUUUUUGAUGAAUUAAGGGAUCCUAAUAUAUCUUUACCCGAUCCUUCUUCUGAUGAUGCUUCCAUGGUGAUCCAAAAGUUACCUUCUCUUUUUGAUUUUACUGAGCAUGAGUUGUCUAUCCGCCCUGAUUUGAUUGAAAAAUUAGUUCCUCCACAUGUAGUUCCUGAACUUAAUGCAAGAGGCAUUGAUAUUUAUAAUUUUCAGCCAAUAUCAUUAGAAAAAACACGAAUAAAAUUGGAUUAGCAAGUAAUAUGUAAGAAUAUUUAGGCACGCUAUAAAUGAUGCAAA